Messenger RNA from Diaporthe citri, 750 nucleotides. RefSeq lists its product as uncharacterized. The transcript has 2 exons. The coding region runs from base 1 to 750 and encodes 249 amino acids. NCBI's taxonomy places the organism in Eukaryota, Fungi, Ascomycota, Sordariomycetes, Diaporthales, Diaporthaceae. The record is from RefSeq and is a predicted model, not a curated record.
AUGAUCUUGGAACUCGAGCUGGGAAUCAGAAUCGCGUCAUGGUUUCUGCGAAAGGCCGCCAUCAUCGACAAACCGUUGUCACUCAUUAUCAUCUACAAGAUACUCAAGGACUACUUUAGCGGCUUCCCGUUUCUCAGCCUCCCGCCUGAAAUUCGAAACAUAGUCUAUCGAGAGACCUUGCUCAAGGAUCGCCUUGUCGCAUCCUUGAGGCAGCCAGGCCUACUUUGUGCAAACAAGCAGAUUCGGGGAGAAGCCCUUGCCAUGUUUUACUCCCAAAACAAAUUCUUUCUGCUCAUAAUUAUCCAAAGCAGCCAAGUCCUCCAGAAAGUCCAAGAAAUCAUCCAGAGCAUGCCCAAGACCAUCGAGGCGCACGUCCGGGACAUCAAAGUCAGUGUACACUACAAAUUAGACGAUCCCAGUCCAUGCAACGAGCAUUUACAGUACUUUUUGGAUCACCUCCCAUACCACUUCAUUCUGGCCGAUCGACAAGUGGGGAGCCCUGAGGCGGAGCGGACAGACUACUCGUCGGCCAGGAAGGACUUCAUCGCAAAACUAUUAGCCGACGGAACUGCGCUUACUCCGGACAUGUGGCGCGAAAUGGACGAGGGAGUCUAUGAUCGUGAGUUGCUCCCUCGGGCCCUAGAGCGAUUCGAUGUCGCCUGGCUCCUGGCGCAUGCUUUUCCCGAGGCAAGAAAAUCCAUUACUACGAUAGCUCAUCUGCCUUUGGGGCUCGCUUACACCUUUUGGUAA